GCUACUCAGUCGCAGUCGAGAUCUUCAACUCUCAACAAUCUCAAUCUAAUCAUAGAUCAUUUUGAAUAGAAAUUUUGUCUACCAAACAAUCGAACUUUUAAAGUAUUACAAUUUGAAAAUCAAAUUUUCUCAAAAAAUAGAUUCUUUUUAAUUCAUAAAAUUUUUAAAAGCUAUAAAAAUGUGGGGUUUCUUAUUCAUCGUAGCCACUUUGGCAAUAUCUCUGUCUACAGCUGCAUCUGAUGUCCCUGAAUACAUAAUCCAAUGUCAUCGAUCGGACCCAAAACUGCUCGAUUGUCUAAAAGGUAGUUUGCAUCACUUGAGACCAUAUUUAGCACAAGGAAUACCAGAAAUUGAGAUGCCAUCGGUUGAGCCAUUCAUAAUGGAUUCACUUUCGCUACAGCUUACGGGGGGACCACAAGGCUACCGCGUGAAUCUAAAAAAUAUGGAAAUUUUCGGAGCAAGCAACUUUACUGUCAAAAGCAUUAAAUUGAGUGAGAAUAAUCGGCCAUUUGAAGCUCGUGUUGCAAUUCCCCGUUUGACAAUCCGUGCCAAAUACGCCAGUUCAGGUGUAUUGCUGAUCAUUCCAGCCAGUGGUUCCGGUGAUUUUGAUGCCGUACUAGAUGGCGUUAUUGCCGAUUUAAAAGGACAAGUUUCAACUGACGAUAAAAAUGGCAAAACAUACUUGCAUGUCGAUAGCUUAGCCAUGGAAUUGAAUGUGAAGAAAGUGCGCAUGCACAUCGCCAAGGUGUUCAAAAACAACCGCAUUUUAACCGAAGCUACAAAUUUGUUCUUGCGCGAAAAUGGUAUUGAAGUGCUCAAAGCUAUGCAACCGCAACUGCAGAAGAAAUUAUCGGUGGAAUUUUCGGGCAUUGCGAAUCAACUCUUGAAGCACGUUCCCCGUGAAGCAUUCUUGAUAGAUUAAGUGAGCAAGAUCGUGAUCCAAAUAACAACAUUUUAUCGCAUAAAAUUGUAAUCAUCACCAAUUGUGUACAUGACGUAUGAAGUGCUGUAUGUUUUAUGACGUCAAUGUUACGGCGAAGCAUCUCUAAAAGUAUUUAUGGGGCAACAACAUCAACAAACCUAAUAAUUUUAUGCGAAUUGACUAAAAUAUUGUUAGCGUUAAAUAUGUAUUUUAAUUUAAGUUCUCGAUCACAAAACACAACUGCGUAUUAGGCGGCAUUCGUUGAAAAAUCAUUUAGCGUUUAUAUUUAUCCAUCACCAUCAAUCAUAUUAUUUUCUACAUUUGUAUUCUUUGAAAAUUUGUUACGCAUUGUUCUUUUCAAAAGCAAUUCAAACCCCAUUCGGCUUGGAUAAUAAACUUUAAGCAAAUAAAAUUCAAGCAAAAUUAA
Molecule: messenger RNA, 1349 nt
Organism: Contarinia nasturtii (swede midge)
Lineage: Eukaryota; Metazoa; Arthropoda; Insecta; Diptera; Cecidomyiidae
Product: protein takeout-like
Exons: 6
Coding region: 179-922 (247 amino acids)
Source: RefSeq, a predicted model, not a curated record